Messenger RNA from Caenorhabditis elegans, 3566 nucleotides. RefSeq names its product Exportin-4 (gene Y69A2AR.16). The coding region runs from base 15 to 3377 and encodes 1120 amino acids. The transcript is spliced from 17 exons. Lineage: Eukaryota; Metazoa; Nematoda; Chromadorea; Rhabditida; Rhabditidae. Gene Ontology annotation, cellular component: nucleus; cytoplasm. The record is from RefSeq and is marked reviewed. Gene Ontology annotation, molecular function: nuclear export signal receptor activity. Gene Ontology annotation, biological process: nuclear transport.
GAAAAAACCGAUAAAUGGAUCUCGCGACGAUAGAAGGAUAUGCACAAACCUUAUUGGCCCCACCGAACCUGGUGACGUCAGAAGCCCGUGAACAAGUCACAUUCUUUUUCGAGGAUUUAAAGAAGAAAAUUUCAAUUAACGAAUGUUUAAUUCUGCUCAGAGAAUCGAAAAAUCCGUUUGUCUUAUUUCAAAUUGGUCAAGCAAUCGGCGAAAUUGUGCUCCGUGAUUGGGCAUUAAUUGAGCCAAGUGAUGUUCAAAUUGCCUAUAAAACUCUGCUAGAAUUCGUGGCCACUUCGUUGAGCCUUGAAUCAUACGUGGUCGGCGCCUGUCUCAAAUCCGCCGCAAUGAUAAUAAAACGUGGAAUUUUGGACGGAAAAUCGGGUGAUCAAGAGGAAUUAUAUCAAUUUAUUCAUCAAAUGCUCACAAAUGAAUCGUCAACUGUUCAGGCAGCCGGAUGCCUUUUUAUUAGCGCUUUAAUUGAACAAUUCUCGUCGGCGUGGAGAAAUUCCAAAUUUUCGAUUACUUGGGAUUUUCAUUUGCAAGCGAAAAGCACUUUUGAGAACAACGGGCUCCGCCGUCUGCUCGAAAUGUCCUUAACCACUCUUCACGCUCUAUCAAAUCAGGAAGAUAUCGUCGGAAACGCCUUUACAAGUCGCCUUUGUGAUCGAUUUUUAGAGGUGUCGGAGAAUAUUCUCUCGUGGAACUUCUCGAGCAAGCUUUACAGACGAUUUUUGAGCAAUCAUCAGUCAUCAACCUCAUUCCGGCCUCCAAUUUCAUGGAAAGAUCUACUGGAAAACGAUGAAUUUUUCAUACUUUUCUUCAAAUUGCACUCGAAAAUUCGCCACGACGAGACCCUAUGCACAAAAUCGAUGAAUUGUCUCAUUCAGUUGGCUUCACUUACAGGUGACUGUAUGCCGGUAGCAGAUCAAGAAGCGAGUACAAAAUACGUCCGAAUGUAUAUCAGUAGCCUACUGGAAUUAUUCGCCCAAGGACCAUCAAACUGGGAGACCAAUCAUUUUUGUUUGAUCAUCAAUCGACUUUUCCUCUACAGACCGCUCACUUCAAUUAUGAGACAAGAACCAGAGCUCAGAGCUCGGUUUUUCGGAUUUUUGAGAGAUUAUACUAUUCAUUUGACAAAUCAGGCAAUGCAAAAAGCCAUUGGAGAAGCCGAACACGAGGAUCACACAUCGCUAGCACUGAUCUACGAUGCAAUCGUAGUUCUUCUACGUGGCCGCUGGCGGACAUGCUUCUCGUCAGAAGAAGAAGCCGACGCUGUUGAUAAUGAAUUAGUUAAAUGGCCGACGUUAAUGAUUGUCAAUGCAUUUGUAUCGAAUCUUCUUGCCCCACCAAAAGGUACACGGCCAGUGGCAAAAGAUGAAGAUGAUGGAGAUGAAGACUCGGAAGAUCGGACAUUAUUUAUGGAUCUAUUUAAUCCGCUCGGAGCGAUGAUUUGCUAUUCGGUUGGAGAGUUUAUGGAGAAUAUGGCUACAAAUCUUCACACAUCCCUUGCCGAGUUCACCGCGAUGGCCACCACGGGCUCCACCGGAGAUAUGAGCCGUCGUCUACCAAUGUGGCAAGAGGAUCAGCACUGGCUUAUGCUCAUCCUUGCCAAUUCCAUCGUCGGAGAGGAAAUCGAUGGUGCAUGUCACGUGUCGGGUGACGUGUUCGACUACACGCAGAAACUAUUCCAUACGGGACGGAAAUUCGAUGAGACGAAGAAAGCGCAAUACUUGCAAAUGUGCAUUGAGCAGCCGACACAGGAUCGGGCUCAGUACGCGCUGGAAGUUGAUCCGUUCAUUAUAGUAAUGGGUGAACUCUUCGCAUGGGCUUCCAUUGAACACGACGUUUUUGCCAAUGCUUCACGUGAAAUGAUCAGUCCAGAGCUUUGCCGGAGCACAUUUCUUUGUUUGAGAAGAUUCCUCAAUGCAGCGAGCUCCUCGGUCGAUUGUGAUAAAUGGAACGACUACCAGGGAGUAUCUUCGGAAAAUCUACCAGUGAUGCCACAAAGCAAGGAAUUUUCAGCGAUUUUGGUUCGAUUUGUGAUCAAAAAAGUGCUCGCCGUGCUCGUCAACUAUGGUUCCGAGGAAAAACUAUGCCAGGACGCAAUUGACUGUCUGCUAAGCCUCGUGGAAUCUCAUGCUUCAGACAUUGCUUCAUCACCGGAACUCUUUGAAUAUCUCAAUUCCCUUGAUAUUGCCCGUCUCCCAAAUCGAGCAAAUCUCAUGAAAGCUCUUGUGCUCAUCGGAGCAGCCGCCAACGAUCAGGAGCUUCAAGAGAACAUGUUCAAAUUGAUUUUGGUCCCGCUAUCCGAGAGAUUUGUGUCAGCUUGUGAUCAACCAACGAGAACAGACAUUGAUUCGCAAAUUGUCGAUUAUUUGCAGUGUUUUGAUGGAGUGGCAAAAGCUAGUCAGAGCCACUCGGCUCCUGUGCUCUUCAAAUUUCUCUACGCAAUCAUCGACAAAUGCGUUGGCCUAAUGCGUUCCCGUAAUCAAAAUGAGUUGGUGGUUUCGAAUAUUCUUCAAUUGAUUCUCGACGUCACUACAAAAGUAUCAAUAUACAUUGAUAAUGAGGACGAGUCGAAUGCUCUUUAUGCGUCGUUGCUCCAAAUUGUGGACACCUACAAAACUGACCAAUUUCAGCGAUUUUCCACGUUUACAGCCGACGAUGAGGAGAAGGCAACCGAUUUGGCUCUAUUCAUUGAUAUUCUAUCAAAUGUGCUCUCCAAAGAUUUCCUCACACUUGGAGGUGAAAACUGUACAAAUGGUGCAAAAGUUGUGAUUCAUUCACUGGAAAUGUUGCUCACAAUCAUGAAUGACCGAGUGCUCCAAAUGCCAGAAGUCGCGUUGAAAUUCUUUCGUUUAAUCUUGUAUCUCGUCGAAUUCUCGCCAGAAUCUCUCGCCGAAAUGUCCGAUCAGUUGAUGUCAUCGUUGUGCCAGUGCAUUCGGCUCGGCAUGACUGGACAAUUCGGAAUGGAAAUCACAUCAACAUCACUGGAAUCUCUGACGGAAGUUGUUCUUCAUUUCGGUAGCCCGGCGAAUAAAGGAAGAUGUACACAGAAUUUGGCAUUCCUUUUCAAGGAAAUGUUGCCGACGGUCUUCGAAACGUGCCUAUCAAACACAUGUGAAAACAGUAUCUACGCGGAAUCGUGCUCGGCACUCUAUGCUCUAAUCGCUUUCGAACGCUCAUUCUUCGAUGAAUAUGUGAAUGAACUUUUCUCGAAGAAAUCGAAUCAACAAGCACGUCAAGUACUCGAAGCUGCAUUUACAGAGCUUAUGGAAGUUAAUCCAGAACCUGGAAAUCGACGUGGAAGAGUUCAAUUCCGCAGCCGAAUGGAACAAUUCCUAAACAAGAUCCAAGGACUUUUGAGCUAUAAUUAAUUUUCCCCCUUCAGUUUUCCGAUUUCCCCCAUAAUUUAUCGAUUUUCUCAUAUUUUACCCAAUUUUUUUUGCGCUCUCUACAUGUUUUCACACGAUAUUUAUUUAUUUUUCUUGUUUUUUUUUUCUUUUUACCAUCACCCAUUCACAUUCAGGCAUAACACUCCGAAAUCGAUCAAUAAAUUAUUUAAG